AGCAACGCAAGGCAACAGCAGCCUCCGCCCCCUCAGCCCGGUGAUUGGCUGGCCUUGCUUAUCAUUUCCCUGCUACAGUGAGGAAAGGGCCAGUGACGCCCCCGAGCCCAGCUGCAGAAGCGACCGCCACCUCCAAUGCACAAGGUGUCACGUUUGAAAAGAAACCUGAGCCCCGGGGAGAAGGCGCCCAGCGACCCUGGCCUGGCUAGUGCAAACUGCGCGGCUGGGCGCUGGGCAGCGCUGGAGAACCCGGAGAGCUUCACCGCAGAACAUCCUAGCGACCUGAUUCUGGGAUCUCGGCUCCACGCUCCCUUCGCAGUCUUCAGAUUUCUCCCCCUCGAUUAUUUCCCCAAAACGGAACCUUUAUACCAAGAGAAGGUGCCGGAGCUGGGGCAACCAGGACUUUCUCGGGCACCCAAGAUGCGCUCCAUUAGAAAACGGUGGACCAUCUGCACUAUAAGUCUACUUCUGAUCUUUUAUAAGACAAAAGAAAUAGCGAGAACUGAGGAGCACCAAGAGACGCAACUCAUCGGAGAUGGUGAACUGUGUUUGAGUAGAUCACUUGUCAACAGCUCUGAUAAAAUCAUUCGGAAGGCUGGCUCAACCAUCUUCCAACAUUCUGUACAAGGCUGGAGAAUCAAUUCUUCUUUAGUACUGGAGAUACGGAAGAACAUUCUCCGUUUCUUAGAUGCGGAACGGGAUGUCUCUGUGGUGAAGAGCAGCUUUAAGCCUGGUGAUGUCAUCCACUAUGUUCUGGACAGACGCCGGACACUAAAUAUUUCCCAUGAUCUGCACAGCCUCCUGCCUGAAGUUUCACCAAUGAAAAACCGCAGGUUUAAGACCUGUGCUGUUGUUGGAAAUUCUGGCAUUCUGCUGGACAGUGAAUGUGGCAAAGAGAUUGACAGUCACAACUUUGUAAUCAGGUGUAAUCUAGCCCCUGUGGUGGAGUUCGCUGCGGAUGUGGGGACUAAAUCAGAUUUUAUUACCAUGAACCCAUCAGUUGUGCAAAGAGCAUUUGGAGGCUUUCGGAAUGAGAGUGACAGAGAAAAAUUUGUGCAUAGACUUUCCAUGCUGAAUGACAGUGUCCUUUGGAUCCCCGCUUUCAUGGUCAAAGGAGGAGAGAAGCACGUGGAAUGGGUUAAUGCGUUGAUCCUUAAGAAUAAGCUGAAAGUGCGAACUGCCUAUCCAUCAUUGAGGCUUAUUCAUGCUGUCAGAGGUUACUGGCUGACCAACAAAGUUCCCAUCAAAAGACCCAGCACAGGCCUCCUCAUGUACACACUGGCCACCAGAUUCUGUGAUGAAAUUCACCUGUAUGGGUUCUGGCCCUUCCCUAAGGAUUUGAACGGAAAAGCUGUCAAAUACCAUUACUACGAUGACUUAAAAUACAGAUACUUUUCCAACGCAAGCCCUCACAGAAUGCCGUUAGAAUUUAAAACCCUGAACGUGCUACACAACAGAGGAGCUCUGAAACUGACCACGGGGAAGUGCAUGAAGCAGUAAAGCACACAUCGAAGGAUCAGAACUGGAUACAAACUUUUUCUAAAGAUGCUUUGGAGAUUUAGAAACAGGAUCCAGAACAAGGCUGGGUUUCAGUAUCCACAUGAACCGAAUAGCUGCACCGGAAGUCCAUGUGAAGCCACCACCAGCUGAUGAAAUACCUGCCAAGUGCUCUAAACUAUAAAAUAUCCUGACUUCAAGGGUCCUAGUAAGUGCCACUUCCAAGAAGAAUACAGUCUGAAUGUAUUAUCAGUAGUGUUUACAAGAUCCAACAGUGCACUCAUCAUUAAUUAGCAAAGCAAAUAUGUUCGUCACUGUGGGGCAGCCAUUGCAAUGCCAAGCACACUGGAAGAGGAACUCAGGAGCGCCGUGACGGAGCUUGGGAAAUUCAAACACCCUGAUCCACAGAAAUGAAGAAGGAAAAGAAUUCCAUCAGUGAAAUCCAUGAGAUGAAGCAACUUGAGGGAAUGCCUUCAGUCAGGACACUGAGAAUGAUCAUGUGUGUGUGUUUUGCUUGGAUUUUUGUUUGUCUUCUGAAACUUGUUUCCUUUUGAGUAUGGGGUGAAUAGAAAUUCAUUUGAGGUACAGAAAUGGGAAAUACAUACGACUGAGAAAAGCAAGCAUCAAACAGUCCGUCCUGAAAUUAUUUUACUUUUUAAACAGCAACCACACCAAAUUUUGUCUUACUUGUUUUAUUUCACACAACUCUAAAUCUCUGAAUUUUGUAUCAACGGUGUAGCAGGUACCAGCCAAACUAUGGCACUCAGUAAGAGAGAACCAUUGUACAGGAAAAAUGGUAAAUUGCUCUUGGUACCAAAGAGUGUACCCUGUUUCCACACAGUAAACCAUUCUCCUUUCAUUAAAAAUAAAUAUCACUAACAUGAAUACAUCAAUAGGCUAUUACUAUGAAACUCGGUUCUAAAUAUUUUAAAAUUUUCAAACUCACACAUUAUUUUUAAUUUAUACCUUUGGCAUUUCACAAUAGUUUUGUGGAAACAUGUUGCCCUGUAGCAUAAAUGUUGGGUUGAUGUAGCUGAGAUGUGACUCCUGGCUCUAUAGCAUUAUCCUAGAUAUUCAGAUGCAAAGAUCAACAUGCUCCACCUAAGUAUCAUUUUCAAAAUUUCUCUCUACAAAGUAGCAUGAAAAAUUGAGACUUGUUUUCCAAACAGGUGACUAACCCAGAGCGGUUUAACAACAGUGUAUCAACACUGUGUGUUUAAAGUGAAUACAAUUGACGAGGGUGUUCCUGCAGUGAAGUGCAGUUCCAUUAUUACUGCAGUUUUAAAGAGACAUGAAGUUAUUCAUAGAGUGACAGAGUGAUUCGAUACGUGACUGAACUGCCUGGUGGGCUUGUUUUCUGUUUCUUUUGAAAGCAGAAGCUCUGUAGCCUCACUUCUGCUUCCCCUUUCUUGGGGGAAGGCAAUCUGAAGAAAGCAGAAAUAGCACAAAAACUAUGAAGGUUUUGUUUGUCUGAAAAAUGAAUGAAGAGUGUAGGGAAGGUGUACAUAUAUAUAUAUAAUAUAUCAUAUAUGUAUUCGUAUUAUGGAAAAUAGUCACAGUACUGCAGUUACCAGUAUUUUUAGCAAUAGUUGGACUUGUUUUUAAAAAUUGGCAGAACCUCAGGAUAAAAAAGAGCAUUUUCUGAUAGUCCAUGUCUCUAUCAGAGAAAAAAAAAGAAAGAAAGAAAUUGAGUGCAUACGGUAAUCUCAUAACUAACAUGAAUAAUCUCCAUAUACUUUUGUCCUUAAAAUCUUAUCUAUUUGAAAAUUUGAGAGCAUUAGAUACAUAUUACAUGACUGUCAAAUUGGAAGCCUAAUUUAUUCAACAGAUGAAAAGUGGGUACUGUAUAAAAUUGAUUUUGAACUCUGUGAGUGUUCCCAGCAGUACCUAUCAUGCAUUCCAUGGAAAUCUAGAAGUCACGAGGAGAAAAAUUUAACUUGUAAAUACUAAGUUGGCACUUAAUCAAAGUAUGUAUUUGAAAACAGAAGCAUACCAUUGUGACAGCACUUUCAAAGAGAAAAGAAAAUGUGUUUGAACAAGCAAGCACACCCAAGCCCCCCACUGUCCCAUGUGUUGAUGCUUGUCUCUUAGAUGCAUUGGGUAGUGCCUUUUUAACGUCUUCACGUUCAUUUUUCACCCCUGUUUUGUGUUUUCUAAAUGUUUGCCCAGUUAGGAAAAUGCUCAGCAUCAAAAGGGCUUCAGAUUUGAAAGAAAACUACUUUUGUUCAUCUCAGGGAACUUUCAAUACGCAAGAAUGAAUUCAAUUAAAGGUAUUUAGUGCUCAGAGGAGAAGUACUGUGUGAGACCAUUCCAUUCUCUAACACUUCAGUCUCCAUCACGGCCUUCUUACGGGAAAAAGGCAAGCAGAGUCAUGAAGGCUAACAGUUCAGUGAGGAAAAGAGUUACAAGUUAACACACAUGAUGGCAUAGGGGAUCAUAGCAAAAUCAAAUUUGAAGUAUAUACUUGAAGUAUCUGUGUUUUCCUUAAUAUGAUAUGCUCACAGCUUUAUGGUUUUAUUUACUUUUUUGUGAUUUAACCAUGCACCUGGGAAUGCCCAGGCAGCUGACUGUGAUGUAUCCCAGUCAUUGAGAUAACACGGUUCUUAUUGUGCUAUUGACAUGAGUAGACCGUGGAAGCACACUCGUUAUUAUUACUCAGCAUGACCUAUACUCAAUAAAUUGCUGAAAGAAAAUGUGAGUCAGUAACAGCUCUCCAGGGCAAAUCUUGUGAUUCAGCCCACAGGAAUAAUGAAACUACUGUACAAGAUUUUCUCACUGGGAAAAGGUGCUGGGCAUUCAAAUGUCUUCAUGUGUUGUAUAUCAUAGAAACUGUGUAUCUAUUGUUAAAGGAAAUCUCUACAUAUAUGCUUACAGAAAUGCUUUAUUUAACAAGUGCUAAGGGAAAUGUACAUAGCAACAAGUUCCUCAGCUACUACUUGGGAAGGGGUGAGCAAAGUGGUUUAUUUCUAGUUGUGUCAGUUAGUCAUGAUACAUAUUAUUAUGUGAUAAUUGGUUCACAGAUUUGUUUUUAUGUGUUUAUUGUAAGGACUAUCUAUAGUUGUGCAAGGGGGAUGGGAAAAGUUGUGUAUAGUUAGCUGUUAUCUCCACAAGUUUGGAAGCUUCCCCAUUAAAUGUUAUCAAUAUACCAAGGUUUUAAUAAAGACAGGUAAUGGCAAUUGUUUGUAUUUGAUAAACAAACUCCAAAUACAACCCAUCUAGAAAUAGAUAUUUUAUUAUAUCUGUGCUAUAAAUAUAUCUCUAUAGUACAAAUAGACAUGUGUGAUGCAUAUAUACCAUGUUAUAUAUGUAUAUCUGUGUAUACACACUGAGUCUUUAAUAUGUGCACAAAUAGAUGUGUGUUAUGCUGAUACCUUCGGGGUCUGCCCUGUGAACUUCCCUGGAGAUCACGGCCACCUUAAAAACAGACGUUCUUUUGAGACUUCAUUUACUACUCUGCUUUAAGAAAGACCUACUUUAUAGCUAAAUUAUAUGUUCUUUCCUAGCGUAAUAGCAAGAGACUAGUAUGUUUAAAUCUUUCCAGAUAAAAGUAAAGAAAAAAAAAAUGUCUUCAAGCUGGCAAUGUAUUUGAAUUGCGAUUUUCUGAUUUUGGGUCUAGGCCAUGUGUUUCUCCUAUAUGUAGCACCUUUUAAGAAAUGCUGUUUCUUUGUGUAGGUAAAAGCACAAGAGUUUUAAAUGUAUAUAGCAGGAAGAAAAAAAAAGGGAGUUUACAGAUAGCUCUGUUGCAUAGGAUAAUUGCUACUGAGUCUUUCUUAUACCAUCCGUGGAAUGAGAAGAUGAAGCUUAUGCUGUAGGGUCAUUCUGGUCAACACUGUUCCCUGUCAUCUGUGUAUAGUAAUUAGCUAUUCUUGUUUUAUCGUUUGUACAAUUGUAAAAUAAAUUAAAUUACUUUUUUUUCCAA
This is a messenger RNA of Phodopus roborovskii (desert hamster), 5416 nucleotides long. RefSeq names its product ST8 alpha-N-acetyl-neuraminide alpha-2,8-sialyltransferase 4 (gene St8sia4). Lineage: Eukaryota; Metazoa; Chordata; Mammalia; Rodentia; Cricetidae. Gene Ontology annotation, molecular function: alpha-N-acetylneuraminate alpha-2,8-sialyltransferase activity. Gene Ontology annotation, biological process: oligosaccharide metabolic process; N-glycan processing. The transcript has 5 exons. The record is from RefSeq and is a predicted model, not a curated record. Bases 136 to 1500 code for a protein of 454 amino acids.